AUGAUCUCGUUGAAUUGUACAGAUGAAACUAAUUUCUUGCUGGUAGGGUCGACGAAUCCUCCUCUCCGGGUAAACCGGGUGAUAGAAGGAGAGGACCCGAUUAAACUUGCACGGGAAUCAUUCCUCGCAAAUAUGGACGACUAUUCUAGAAAACAGAAAUCACGUUCAACAUCGAAAAGAUCGCCCUCGCCUUCCAAUGCUUCAAAUCCUUCAUCGUUUCGUGAACGACAGCAGGAUGAAAAAUUACGGAUAGCCUGUGGUCGUCCUCGCGAGGUCGAGGAAGCUAUUCCUGCCACAUUGCUACAUCCAGUCUUCGGCCAAUUCAUCGAUGACAGCCGGACUCAUACUAUAACGGAAGACGACAAUAAUCUCGUCGAUGAACUGGCGAAUGCCAUGUCAGCCCUUCAUGACACUGAAAAAAAGCGGGUAGAAACGGUUAGCGAGGUGCUCUCAAGGUACAAGCUCGGCUUUCGCCUGAACAGCAAGGUGCAAGGAACAGCAUAUUUCACGGAUGCAGAGAUGUCCGUCGAAGUUCAAAACUAUCGGCAUAGUUUUGUCAUUGCCGAGUUCAAGAACGAGGCGGCGGUCUCCAGUUCGGAACCAUACAUGCAGGCUCUCUCGUACUACCUGGAGUCAACGAGAGUGUCCGCACCUAGGAUGUCGGGGUCUGCUUUACCGUGUUUCCUGCUCAUACUUUUUGGACCAUAUAUUGUCUUCGCCGGUGCUGUGUGGACUUUGCGCCCUGCUGUGCAGAUACUUUCGAGCCCUCUUGCAUUCAAUUAUCAUUCCACGGAUACCGAUAAUCAGGUCACCGCCGCACGUCACAUGGCUGCAUUCUGCAAAGCUGUUAAAUCGCUCGAGAGAUAUUACAAAACGCUCCCUCCUGAAUCUGAACUUGCCAACAGGCUAUCUCACCCUAUACUCUUUCCUUACCCCACAAGCUUCAUAGCUCUCGACGACAACAGCAAACAGAAUUUCAACUAUAGGGAGCAUCUCGGACAAGAUGAGGGAAACCCGAAAAGACUUAUCUUUUUCGGAACCCUCGCUGAAGGAGAUGCUAAGGUUGCGAUAUGCAUCAAAUUUGUCCGACGUUAUUCAAGGGAUGCUCACAUGCACUGCGCUCUAUCUGGCGUCGCCCCUAGAUUACGAGGAUUCGAAAAGCUCCCUGGAGGUUGGUACAUGGUAGUCAUGGAUGAAAUUGUCGGAUACGAUGUAUUGGCGGACUUGCCCAAUACUGACCUCCUCCCCCGAUCGGUUUUCCAGGCCAUCGGAGAGCAGCUGAAGACACUGCAUGCUCGCCAGCUGGUUCAUGGCGAUAUACGCGAUACUAACAUCUUGGUGAAGAAGGAUGAUUGGACAAAGUUCAUGAUCAUCGACUUCGACUGGGCGGGGGUAGAAGAUGUCGUGCGUUAUCCUCCAUACGUUAAUUACACCAAGAUAAAGAGACCACAUGAGGCGAGAGAUGGACUCCCAAUUACGGCGGCUCACGAUCUUGCGAUGCUCGAUUCCAUCAUCGAAACGAGGGCCGAGAAUUAA
Suillus plorans is the source of this 1536-nucleotide messenger RNA. RefSeq lists its product as uncharacterized. Lineage: Eukaryota; Fungi; Basidiomycota; Agaricomycetes; Boletales; Suillaceae. The coding region runs from base 1 to 1536 and encodes 511 amino acids. The record is from RefSeq and is a predicted model, not a curated record. The transcript has 2 exons.